Molecule: messenger RNA, 574 nt
Organism: Hyaloscypha bicolor E
Lineage: Eukaryota; Fungi; Ascomycota; Leotiomycetes; Helotiales; Hyaloscyphaceae
Exons: 1
Coding region: 84-398 (104 amino acids)
Source: RefSeq, a predicted model, not a curated record
GAGAAGACCAAUGGCUGUAUGUUUCUGUCCGGCGUAUCGAUCGAGGAGUCAAAGCCACGCAUCCACCACCCCUGGCCUCAUGCAUGACCGUCCACUUGGUAGCUGCAUUCGUGCUGCAUUCGUGCUGUUCAAGUCUCAAAAUAGACCGAUGUAUGAAUGGGAGUAUCUUCAGCACUAGCCUCAAUAGAUGUCUUCUCAAGCUUUUCAAGCCUUCCGGCGAGGAUCUUCCCACUUUUUCAAGGCGUAGGCAUUCAAGACGCAAGCCUCAUCGGACCCACCAUUUGUGGCUCCGAGCGCAGUCAAAAUCCAGCCUUCCGCCUGAUUACUCCUUAGAUGGCUCCCAAUGCACUCGUCAUCGAUGCGGAAAUUGUGUUUCGAAACUCUCAUCCGAUCAUUAAACUAUUUUGUGGCUUGCAUCCUCGUCACCCUUUCAUCGUCUGACCAUUACUACCCACAGACGCGGAGAUUGGGGAAACAAGAAGCAAAGUUGUUUCUUGAGAGUGAACACUUGUUUUCAAUCUGGGAGGGUUCUAGCAGAAGCCUUUUGAUCCGAAAACCUUGAGUUCAUUGCAUC